AUGGACAUCUCCAUGACCAGCAACAAUUAUAAAACCUUCACUGGAGCUGGAUAUUUCGAGGACCGACGACUUCGUGCCGAAAAAAUGAUUCUAUUAUUAAAAAAAGAACCAUAUCUAAAGUUGGUAGAUACCAACUUUAGAGAGAGAGACGUCAGUAAUUGGCCAAUAAUUACUG
Molecule: messenger RNA, 175 nt
Organism: Entrophospora sp. SA101
Lineage: Eukaryota; Fungi; Glomeromycota; Glomeromycetes; Entrophosporales; Entrophosporaceae
Source: the annotation of a GenBank genome assembly